This is a messenger RNA of Cynocephalus volans (Philippine flying lemur), 1062 nucleotides long. RefSeq names its product clavesin 1 (gene CLVS1). The record is from RefSeq and is a predicted model, not a curated record. Gene Ontology annotation, molecular function: phosphatidylinositol bisphosphate binding. The transcript has 5 exons. NCBI's taxonomy places the organism in Eukaryota, Metazoa, Chordata, Mammalia, Dermoptera, Cynocephalidae. The coding region runs from base 1 to 1062 and encodes 353 amino acids. Gene Ontology annotation, cellular component: clathrin-coated vesicle; endosome; membrane. Gene Ontology annotation, biological process: lysosome organization.
AUGGGACCAGUCUCUCUUCCAAAAUAUCAGAAAUUAAGCACUUGGAAAGGAGAUUUGGCCAAGAUGACCCAUUUACAGGCUGGACUCAGUCUAGAGACUAUAGAGAAAGCACGCCUAGAACUGAAUGAAAACCCAGAUGUUUUACAUCAGGAUAUUCAGCAAGUCAGGGACAUGAUCAUCACCAGGCCUGACAUUGGAUUUUUACGUACAGAUGAUGCCUUCAUCCUGAGAUUUCUCCGAGCCAGGAAGUUUCACCAAGCGGAUGCCUUUAGACUCCUGGCCCAGUACUUCCAGUACCGCCAGCUAAACCUGGACAUGUUCAAAAACUUCAAGGCAGAUGACCCCGGCAUUAAGAGGGCUCUGAUCGAUGGGUUCCCUGGGGUGCUGGAAAACCGCGACCACUACGGCAGGAAGAUUCUUCUGCUGUUUGCAGCCAAUUGGGAUCAGAGUAGGAACUCCUUCACAGACAUCCUCCGCGCCAUCCUGCUCUCAUUGGAAGUCCUUAUUGAAGAUCCUGAGCUGCAGAUAAAUGGCUUCAUUUUAAUUAUAGACUGGAGUAAUUUUUCCUUCAAACAAGCCUCCAAACUGACACCAUCAAUCCUUAAACUGGCCAUCGAAGGGCUGCAGGACAGCUUUCCUGCCCGCUUUGGAGGAGUCCAUUUUGUCAACCAACCCUGGUACAUUCAUGCCCUGUACACACUGAUCAAGCCCUUCCUUAAGGACAAGACCAGGAAGCGGAUUUUCCUGCAUGGAAACAAUUUAAACAGCCUUCACCAGCUAAUACACCCUGAAUUUUUGCCCUCUGAAUUUGGAGGAACCCUUCCUCCUUAUGACAUGGGAACUUGGGCCCGGACGUUGCUCGGUCCCGACUACAGCGAUGAAAAUGACUAUACUCACACUUCCUAUAAUGCAAUGCACGUGAAACACAUGUCCUCCAACCUGGAGAGAGAGUGCUCACCCAAGCCGAUGAAAAGGUCUCAGUCUGUGGUAGAAGCUGGAACCCUGAAACAUGAGGAGAAGGGAGAGAGUGAGAACACUCAGCCACUCCUUGCUCUGGACUGA